UUGAUUUCAUAUUUUACACAUCACUAAUUGAUAAAUUGACAUGUGUCAUCCACAACAAACAGUAGCAGAAAAACAACAGCGUCAAUUUGUCGUAUUUUUUCAAUAUUACUUAAAAUUACUACAAAAAAGUGUUUAAUUAUUUAUUGAUGUUAAUCAUAAUCUUUAGUUGAGGGUCCAGCUAAUACAAAUGAAAUAUUAAUGCAACACUUGAGUGAAAUAUGUGAAAAGCCUGGGCGAAACCGGGAAUCAAGCGGCAUCUUUGGCGAGCGAAAAAUGCAAACUCACGAGCACUAAAUAAAUGCUGCAUUUAAUAUAAACAAGCUAUAUAUAAUAUACAAGUAAUACUCGGAAAAAAGGACUACCAGACAAAUAUCAAAUACCAAUACGACAAGUCUGUGUGCGUGUGUGUGCAACCAUGACAACAAGAGUUUGGUGUUAGCUUGCAGUAUUAUUUUUCACAAUACGCGAUUUAAAUAUGCUGAAAUGCAAGUUGAAUGAGUAAUGAGUGACACCGACACGGACGACACUGAUCUGCUGCUCUUAAUACCGCCGAAUUACUACUCGACGAAUACGGAUGCUAAAAAAAUGAACCACCACGAAGAUGCAAUGGCCAUGCCCCCGCCUCCGCUGCCAACGACAGCUGCGUACCGGUUUCUGCAGCCAAGUAAAAAGACGGAGCUUAAUCACAUCAACGCGCGCUUGCAGAAUAUAGAACUGGAGCGCUUUGAAGCACCUUCUGACCUAUCCACCAUCUCUUCGAGUACAGUGCGUUCAACACUGGGAAACAAGGACCAACGGGCGCUGUUGGGCUUGGUUCACUCGACACCUAAGAACUCAGCUGUACCACCACGUGACCAUCGACCGGAGGCGAAUAUAUUACAUGAGAUUGACAACUACUUGGACAAUAAUCAUGCGUGGUCGGGGCAACAGCAUCACAGUGAUGACCAUUUGCGUAUGCGUGGUUACUCAGUUAUGGCCCAAGAGUCGCAGCAGGGUGCUAGCUCAUUGCCAAGCAUACGACUGGGCUCAUCAGUUUCGGCUAUGCAGGAUAACAAGCUCAUCAGCCUCAGCGAACUCUGGGGUAAGAGUAAUAUGGCGGGAACGGUUAUAGCGGCGGCAUUGCCAGCCAACCAAACCGUACUAAAGGAGGAGCAACUGAGGCGUCAACAUUUGGAGAAAAUUAUACAAACACUGCAGGCUCAGCUCUUAGAAUAUCAACAGCGCAUAUCAGUAGCUCUAGAGGUGGAUCGGUCCAAGGAUGCUGCGCUGCAUCAGGCUGCGGAAAGCACAAAGGCACUGAACUUUGAGGUACAACAACUACGUGAUACAGUUCACCAACUGAAUACUGAACGCAGUGAAAGUCAGGACAAGCAAGAUGCACUUCAGUAUGAGCUAGCACAAGCCGUAAGCCUUACCACCAAGUUCCAGGAGAAGACUGAAAUAUUAGAGGCUGAGCUUAAGCAGCACAAACAGCAAGCAAGCGAAACGUUACAACAGCAAGAGCAGUUGCAACUGCAGUUGGCGGCUACCAAACGAAACGAGGAGCUAACUUAUGUGGAGCUGAACAAGCUGCGCGACAGGUUUGCCAAGAUGGAUUAUCAGCAGGAGAAGCUAAACACACGCAUCGAAGAGCUGGAAAAGGAUAAAUCGACGCUGCAGCAGCAGAAGGAAAUGCUACAGGAGUAUCAUCAAAAGCAAAAAGCACGUGCUGACAAUCUAGAAUCUCAACGCAGAUCACUUCAAGAAGCCCUGAGUAAUCUUACUGAUAUCGAGACAAAUCUAAAAAAGAAGCUUGAUGUACAACAAAAAUCUCUAAAGCAACAGUAUCAACAACAAAUGGAAAACGUGGUGGCCAAAAAACUGCAAGAGUUUCAAGGUCAACUGGAUAAGUUGGAGGAGCAACUAAAGGCUGAGGCACGAGAACGUGAGCGACUUAUUGCAGAACGUGCCGUCAAGCAGCUUGAAAUGAUUAACGAGAAGAACAACCAGGAGUUGAAUCUCAUACUGGAGAAGCACAACGAGGAAGUGGAGUUGUACCGCUUACAGUUGGCGAAUGCUUCAAAAAAAAUAGACGAGCUGGAACUCAAACUCGCCUGUUUAUUUAUUUGCAGCGCUGAUAUUGCCGAGCAGCUGCAUGGCGUAAUGGAGGCUCAGUGGCAACAGGCUCUGGCAAUACUCACCUCACCGAAUCAAGCGCAGCAGCAGGCCAGCAGCGACACGGACGGUGGAGCGUCACCGGAGCUUAACAAUGCCCGACACUAUCCGGAUACACCCAAGACGAGUAAAACCCAACGAAGCAACAGCACUGAAAAGAACAAUUUGGAUGUAGUUGACAAAAAAGACCCCCCCUCGCCCAUGGAUAAGCUAGCUGCCUAUAUUGAACUUCUACUCAGCAAAUCGCCUAGUGACUUCGACAAGCUCGACCAGAUUUUGGCAAUGAGCUCCAAACCAAACUCCAAGCCAAAUAAGCGCAGCUCUGCGAACAACAAACACCCACCAUGGAAAUCCUGAUGCCUACUCUAGCUGCAUUAAGCGUUAUAAAUAGUCUGAUUGAUAAUAUUAAAUUUGUAUAGAUUAUAUUUUUGUACUAUACUUUACGUACGAUAAAAAUACGUAUGACUAGCACUAGCACCGUCGAUCUAUGAAAGACAAGUACAAUGA
This is a messenger RNA of Drosophila busckii, 2661 nucleotides long. RefSeq names its product centrobin (gene Cnb). The record is from RefSeq and is a predicted model, not a curated record. The coding region runs from base 502 to 2511 and encodes 669 amino acids. Gene Ontology annotation, cellular component: centriole; centrosome. NCBI's taxonomy places the organism in Eukaryota, Metazoa, Arthropoda, Insecta, Diptera, Drosophilidae. Gene Ontology annotation, biological process: centrosome separation; centriole replication; mitotic cytokinetic process. The transcript has 4 exons.